Messenger RNA from Epinephelus moara (kelp grouper), 957 nucleotides. RefSeq names its product cilia and flagella associated protein 90 (gene cfap90). The transcript has 3 exons. NCBI's taxonomy places the organism in Eukaryota, Metazoa, Chordata, Actinopteri, Perciformes, Serranidae. The coding region runs from base 69 to 497 and encodes 142 amino acids. The record is from RefSeq and is a predicted model, not a curated record.
GUCCUCCUGCUGUGGAGUCAGCUGUCUGAGGUUUUAUCACCGCUACUGCGCGAGUUUGACCCUAAAACAUGGACCUAUCAGAGGAGGUGAACACCAGGCCACUGUGUGCUCUGUCUGCAUUCAGUUACAUCUCACCACGAUGGAAGGAAGCCAAGGAAAUGUCGUACUUCAACACGGGGUCAAAGGCCCCACAAGUCUCCACGAACGACCAAAUCCUUCCCCCGCCAGAGGGUUACGAUCCCAAACUGACCCGAGACAACAGGAAACACUAUAAAGGCAGAGGACUGCACAUCUACGAGGAGGAGAAGUCCAGAGCGGUGCCGCUGCGCGCUUCGUCAGAGUACGGUCGUCAUCCCGUCCUCGAGGAGUACAGAAGAGGUCAGCGAUACCCUCGUGUGUGUAAGCUAAACGAUGACACACACAGGACUGGGAUCGUCUGGAGUGAGUCCGAAUUAUAUGGACCAGUGGCCCCUGAAGGCUUCAACAGGAAGAAAUGAACUGUGACAGCAAUAAAGCAGCGUUGUGAUGUGCAGAUUUCUUGAUGGAUAAAAAAAAUCCCAAACAUCAAACAUUCCAGUCAUCGUUUAUUCAGAUGACAUUUAAUUAUGACGUAUUACUGUUUAAUAUUCUGGUACUUUGCAAGGCACAAACAGUUUUUCGAAGUGAAAUAUGAUCUGUCCAAAGCUUUAAAAGAAUAAAUCAGGAAAUAUGGAGAUGGUGACAUUUUCCUGGAAGCUUGGGGAACAUUUGAGGCUGAAAUCACUCCAUCAGUAUGAGCGUCAUUCAAAGGUUCAGGUGGAGCAGACAGUCUAUAAAUCCAAACACGUCUUCCAGUUAUUGCUGCUCCAUAUUGCUCAUGAUAUCAAAGAUCAGUCUUCGUGUUCGGAUUUCUGCUGUCAGUACAUAAGUUGCUUUUAUUAAGAGACUGAGUAUUGUGGAUGUCAGGCAUACGGUGAA